AUCGAAACUGCCGCUGGUAAUUUGUACAAGGAAAAAAUCAUUCGCGGUUUCUGUCACUUGUACUCUGGACAGGAGGCCUGCGCCGUUGGCAUGAAAGCCGCGAUGCGUGAACAGGAUAACAUAAUCUCUGCUUACCGUGUGCACGGUUGGACCUAUUUAAUGGGCGUCUCACCUGUGGGUGUGCUCGCUGAGCUGACUGGUCGCCAGAGUGGUUGUGCCUUGGGUAAAGGUGGCUCUAUGCACAUGUAUGCGCCCAACUUCUAUGGCGGCAAUGGUAUUGUAGGCGCACAGGUGCGUCAGAUACAUGCAUAAUUCACGCUGCUAAAUGUAUAAUUGAUUAUUAAACUUUUGUUUCCAACAGGUACCACUUGGUACUGGCGUUGCACUCGCCUGUCAAUACAAAGGUAAUGGCGGCGUUUGUUUAUCACUUUACGGUGAUGGUGCUGCCAAUCAAGGUCAGGUGUUCGAGUCUUAUAACAUGGCUGCUUUGUGGAAAUUGCCGGCAAUUUUCGUUUGCGAAAAUAAUAACUAUGCUAUGGGUACCACUACGAUACGUGGCUCCAGCAACACUGACUUCUAUACACGAGGUGAUGUAGUGCCCGGUAUCUGGGUUGAUGGUAUGGACAUUUUAGCUGUACGUAGUGCCACCGAAUUUGCAAUCGAAUAUGUGAACAAGGUUGGUCCAAUUGUAUUGGAAACCAAUACCUAUCGUUAUUCCGGCCACUCUAUGUCUGAUCCCGGUACAAGCUACCGUACACGUGAGGAAAUCCAAGAAGUUCGUCAAAAACGUGACCCCAUCACAUCGUUCAAGGAGUUGUGCAUUGAGCACGGACUUUUGUCUGCUGAUGAAAUUAAGGAAAUCGAUACUAGGGUGCGUAAGGAAAUCGACGAAGCUACACAAGUCGCUAAGAAUGAUAAAGAACUGCCUGUAACCGGUCUGUGGACUGACGUUUAUUCAAACAAUUUGGAACCAAAGAUACGUAGUAUUACCAGCUAUAACAUUGAGCAUAUUUCCCAAUGCAAAGGCGUCAACCACUAAGCCAUUAACAUUUGAAGUAGUAAAAAAAA
This is a messenger RNA of Bactrocera oleae (olive fruit fly), 1068 nucleotides long. Lineage: Eukaryota; Metazoa; Arthropoda; Insecta; Diptera; Tephritidae. The record is from RefSeq and is a predicted model, not a curated record.